Molecule: messenger RNA, 375 nt
Organism: Plasmodium vinckei vinckei
Lineage: Eukaryota; Apicomplexa; Aconoidasida; Haemosporida; Plasmodiidae
Product: conserved Plasmodium protein, unknown function
Exons: 4
Coding region: 1-375 (124 amino acids)
Source: RefSeq, a predicted model, not a curated record
AUGAAUAAUCGGAUUAUUAUUUUUAUGUUUUUCUCAUUCCUUUUACAACUUAAUAAUAUAUCCUGCAAUUAUACACUAUGCUCUCUAGUAACAAAUGAGGACGCCAUAUUGACAUAUUGUAAAAAUGGAUCCGAUUGUUAUAUCAAGAAUGCAAAUAAUUCUCCCUAUUCAUCUAUUAUAUGUGUAUGCAAAAAAUUUAAAGAAAAUUAUUUUGCUGGACCCGAUUGUUCAAUAAGAAUUCCAUUACACUACAAAAUAAUGAAAAAUAACGAUGUUCUUAAUACUAGUUGGAUUGAAGAUUUAUUAAAACUUAAUACCUGGAAAAAUGAUGAAAACAGAGUAGGAAAAAUUUGUGUUAAUCCCCAGUGUAAUUAA